CCUGGGGACCUGGAUUAGUUAGCCACCAAAUUACCCCUUCGCCGGUUGAUUACUAGCUCCGGCAAGGCAGCGCGCCCCCGCUGCGGCCUCAAGGGUCAAAGCCCCGCCACCUCAUCGAGCUCCCUAAUCAAAGAAUCCCCCCGCCAUGGAGAUGGCGGCCGGAGGAGAUCCACCCCCACGAGCGCCCAGCUCAUCAUUGUCGACCACUUGCAUGCGCCAUGUCCUCCGCUCCAACUGAUGGUCUCGGUGGUCGCUCGGAUCCCCUCUAUUUAUACCCCGCCCUCCCGCACAUUCCUUCCCCACCAACCCCCGUACGUCUUCAGAUCUGCUUCCAGCUAGCUGCUAGCUACUAGCUAGUGCCAUCUUCGUACGCAAAGCUUACCAGGUAGCUUAGCUUGGUGAACAUGGCGUCUCAAAGCUUGGACCUUGGGCUGAGCCUCGGCCUGGGCCUGGCGGCGCUGCAGCCCGACUUCUGCUACUCCGGCAAUAAUGCCGGCGCCGAGCGGGAGGCGAGCCCGGCCGCGGCGGAGGAGAGGGAGAGGAGGUGCUCGCCCGCCGGCAGCCCGGUGUCGAGCGGCAGCGGAAGUAGUGGAAAACGUGCCGCGGCGGACAGGUCGGCCGGCGGCGCCGGCAGCGGCAGCGGCGACGAGGACGACGACGGGGCCGCGCGCAAGAAGCUGCGCCUGUCCAAGGACCAGGCCGCCGUGCUCGAGGAGUGCUUCAAGACGCACCACACCCUCACUCCGAAGCAGAAGGUGGCGCUGGCGAGCAGCCUUGGCCUGCGGCCGCGGCAGGUGGAGGUGUGGUUCCAGAACCGCCGCGCCCGGACCAAGCUCAAGCAGACGGAGGUGGACUGCGAGUACCUCAAGCGCUGGUGCGAGCAGCUGGCCGAGGAGAACCGCCGCCUCGGCAAGGAGGUCGCCGAGCUCAGGGCGCUCAACGCCGCGCCGGCGCCGGCGCCCCCGCUGACCACCCUCACAAUGUGCCUCUCCUGCAGGCGCGUCGCGUCGUCGUCGUCGUCCCCCUCUAGCGCGUCCAGCAUUCCCGCCACGCACGCCUCGCACGCGCACGCCGCUGCCAAUGCGGGCGGCAUGGCGUGUCCGGCGGCGGCGACGUUGCCCGGACACAGGCAGUUCUUCUGUGGGUUCAGAGACGCCGCCGCCGCAGCGUACGGGACUUCAUCUGGGCUCGCAAAGGCUGUCAAGGCGGCCAGAUAGCUGUCCGCUGAUCUGAAAUUUGCUCUGCUCUCAGGCUGAUCUGAAAUUUGUCAUGGAAAUGGCAAAGUUUAAGUUGCAACUGCAAAGCAAUUGUAGCUGAAAAGUUUAAAUCUUUCUGUAUCUUUUGAGGGAAAUGCAAAUGUAGUUUUUAACAAAGUUAUUAGGAUCGGUUGUUGAUGAGCUCCGAGGAUCGAUGCUGUAAAUCCAUGCGAAAAAAAAAGCUGUGGAAAUCAAUAACAGUAGACGAAGCUAGCUAACCCUCUGUACCGGAGUUUUGAUUAUCUAAUACUAAUGGAACGCCCCCUUUUUUUCUGUCUGCA
This is a messenger RNA of Panicum virgatum (switchgrass), 1537 nucleotides long. RefSeq names its product homeobox-leucine zipper protein HOX28-like. The record is from RefSeq and is a predicted model, not a curated record. NCBI's taxonomy places the organism in Eukaryota, Viridiplantae, Streptophyta, Magnoliopsida, Poales, Poaceae. Gene Ontology annotation, molecular function: DNA-binding transcription factor activity, RNA polymerase II-specific; sequence-specific DNA binding. Gene Ontology annotation, biological process: regulation of DNA-templated transcription. Bases 405 to 1217 code for a protein of 270 amino acids. The transcript is spliced from 2 exons.